UCUUAUGUGCACAGUCCAUGAUACAAAUUUUUAAAACCGUUCAUUCAAAGCCCCACAAGUCUCUUGGAGCCCGACGUGAGGAAUCUUACUUUCCGGACUUUGGGUCAAAUUUAUAUACAUUUUGUAGGCUCCUCAUCCCAUAAAUCGGUGCCACUCUUACAUCUGGUGACAUGGAAGCUUUAAAUCUACUGUUCCUUUCUCUGCUGUGCACCCUCUUUGUGUACCAGUGCCAUGGAGCCUGUGCAGAGGUGGACUCGGACACUGAGGCGGUGGCUGGCAAAGGGUUCAAAUUAGGCUGUAUCUCCUGCAAGAUGAGGAGCGAAGUGGAAGGUUCUGCUACCAUUGACUGGUACUUCCAGCCUAAAGGACAGAAAGUAUUUAACCUUAUAUACAGUUACGACGAGGACGGCCCCUCCAUUAAAGAUGAACACUUUGAGGAACGCGUGGACUGGAACGGCAGCAAGAGGGGCAACGACAUCCAGGAUGCCUCCAUCUAUGUCUUCAAUGUCACCUUCAACGACACAGGCACCUACCAGUGUGACUUCAACCGCAUUCUCACCUACCAGAACUACGAGUACCACACUAGAGUCAGGAAAUUUGUGCACCUCACUGUAGUGGCAAAAGCCACCAGAGGAACCGCCUCCAUUGUUUCCGAAGUGAUGAUGUACGUGUCAAUCAUUGGCCUCCAGGUCUGGCUCCUCAUAGAGAUGAUAUACUGCUACAGAAAGAUAUCAGCAGCGGGAGAGGAAGCGUUACGAGAAGCCGCAAAUGCUGAAUAUUUAGCAAUAGCUUCGGAGAGUAAAGACAACUGUGCAGGUGUACAGGUCGGGGAAUGAUACAGGCUCAAUCCUUGAACUGACCGUCUUUCAGCUCUUGGACUGCAUGAAGACAUCAUUAUAAAAACUCUUUCUCAAGUCUGCACAGAGGACAGAUGGAUAUGACAUACAAAGGAAGCAUGGUACCAGCACUGUACAUAUAAUAGCUCCCAAAAGCAUGCACUGCACUUAUGUUAUUAACCAUUAUGCAUCAUUGAGCCUCACUGUUUAAAGUAAAUGUAUAAAGUAUUUGCAGUACUACAUUUGUAUAAAAUAAAAGUGGCACUAUGAUAAGAGUCUGUUUGACUCUUGGUGAUUGAUUGUUAAUGAAGGCUU
Messenger RNA from Lampris incognitus (smalleye Pacific opah), 1151 nucleotides. RefSeq names its product sodium channel subunit beta-1-like. NCBI's taxonomy places the organism in Eukaryota, Metazoa, Chordata, Actinopteri, Lampriformes, Lampridae. The coding region runs from base 171 to 836 and encodes 221 amino acids. The record is from RefSeq and is a predicted model, not a curated record. The transcript is spliced from 6 exons. Gene Ontology annotation, biological process: sodium ion transport; regulation of heart rate by cardiac conduction; cardiac muscle cell action potential involved in contraction. Gene Ontology annotation, cellular component: voltage-gated sodium channel complex. Gene Ontology annotation, molecular function: sodium channel regulator activity.